AUGGCAUAACAAAAAAAAGAUGAGGAAGAAAUCAAAGUAAAAUCAUAGAUUUAUUCUAGACUUAUAAAAUGAUAGAGGGUGAUUAUUCUGUUCAAAUUAGAGUACUAGAAGCUAAUGAUCUCAUACCGACGUAUGUUAUGUAUCAAUAUUCUUUAGUAUAUCUGGGUUUGCAGGUAUUGGACUGCUUUCCUCUAAAGGCACCGCUUGUAAUGCAUUCAUAGAAUUGACAGUAUGUGGCUAAGUGAAACGAACUAAAGUUGUUAAGAAUUAAUUAAGUCCUAUUUUCAAUUAGCUAAUCUCAUUCAAAUUAAAUGAUAUGAAAAAGGCUUAAUUGUCAUCAGCUACAAUUACUGUGGCUGCAAUAGAUCGUAAAAAUGCACUCUUAGGAAAUAAAAUAAUUGGAUCAUAUGAACUAGAUCUAAGUAGUGUAUAUUUCAGUUUACAUCAUGAAUUAUAUCGAACUUAUCUAGCUCUCUCAGAUCCAACUGAUGAAAGAGAAGGGACAAUGGGAUAUGUUUUAUGUAAUAUAAUGGUAUUAGGACCUAAUGAUGAACCAUUUGUACAUGAUGUGGCCACUGAAAAAAAAGCAGAUGCUACUAAAGGAGCAACAUUAACUCCAAAAAAGAUACAAUAAUGGCCUCAUUGUAUUCGAAUUAACUUGCUUAAAGGAGAACAUAUGGUUCCAUUGGAUAUGACAGCAGCUGAAAUUGAUGCAUAUGUAGUUGUUAAAUAUGGUGGUUCAAAAAUCAAAUCCAAAGUUGUAACCAGUCGUAAUCCUGAAUGGUAUCAGCAAUUAAAUUUGGCUUGUAUGCUACCUAAUUAAAGCAAAUUUGUGGAUAUUAGUGUUUAUGAUUAUGAUCUUCUUGGAGAUGAUGAUUUAGUAGGAACCUUCUAACUUCCAUUCAAAUCAAUUCCAGAAUAUGAAUCACAACCAAUGUGGAUCAAUUUGUAUGGUGCUCCUUUACGUGGGGAAUCAAAAAAAGCUGAUAUGAUGAAUCUAUAUGGUAUGACGACAGGAUCUCAUUACAGAGGAAGAAUUUGUUUUACUAUUUGUCGUUUUGAUUAAAGAGAUGCAAAAACAUACAAAGAAGAUUUAAUCUAUAGAUUUCCAGAAAACCCUAUGCCAGUAUCUGAACAAAAAGGAUAUAUACUAAGAGUUGAUUUACUUGAAGGACAUGAAUUUCCAAUAAGAAAAUAAUCAAUUAUUCAAGUUAAAAUGGGACCAUAUCUAUUGGUCAGUCAACCUGCUACUAUUUAAGAUGGAUCAUGUAUGUUCUAUGAAAAUCUACCAGACAAAAAGGUAUUAUUCCCAAAAAACAUAAAUGAAAUACCAGACAUAAUCAUUUAUAUGGCAGAUGAUAAUAUGGAGGAUCGUAGACAUAGUUUCAUUCGUUUGAAACCUAAAGAUCUUUUGGAUACACCUCUUCAUCCUCAAAUUUUUAAAAUGACUGAAGAUAGAUCAUUGGAUUUGGUAAAAGAUGAUGAAUUUCCAGGAUUUCUAUUUGCUAAUGUUUAAUUAAUGAGUAAUAUGCCUGGAAUCAGGAAACCAUAUAAACCAAAUGCUCAAUUAAAAUUAGAUUAUUAAUUAAGAGUUUAUUUGUAUUUAGGGAGAAAUUUUCCUCCUGCAGAUGCUACUGGUACUUCAGAUCCUUUAGUGAAAAUAAGAUGUGCAGGAUAAAUUGUAUAAUCAAAGGCUUGUUCAUAAACAUUAAAUCCUGGUUGGUAUGAAACUCUAAAAUUGAAUGUGAAAUUAUAUCCAUUUGACAAAGAAGUAAUAGUACCUUCAGGAAUGUUUGUAAUGGUUUUUGAUUAGGAUUUAGAUGAAGAUAAUAAAGCUUCAUAUGAUUUGAUAGGGAGAAUAUGGAUUACAUUAGAACCUUAAAAGAUGUAAUUUUAAACAGAUAGUGAGAUUGUUGAUAUGUUUUACAGAAAACCAAAAUGGUAUAAUAUAAGGUAUGAUGCUACAGAUGAAAUAUAAGGUUAAAUACUUUUAGCAUAUUCAAUAAUACCUAAAGAAAAGGCUCAUCUUAUACCUGAUGAGAGUAUCUAUCCUAAUUGUGUAAAACAAGAUCUCAAUCUAUUUUGUAUUGGAUUACGUAAUUUUGAAGAUAUGAUUUAAAAUAUUACACCAAGUAAUGUUUCAAUUUCAUUUGAUAUCAGUGGUGAUGAUUAUGAUCCAAUUUACACUGAUUAUAAGAAAGUGAAGGAAAAGGGUGUAAAUAUAAAUAGACUAAUACCUAUUACUGUAGAUGUACCUAAGAAUUAGCAUUUUUCACCUGUUAUUGAUUGUUAUGUAUGGAAUUAAGAAUUGCCAGACAAACCUAAACUAUUGGGUGUUUAAACUAUUUAAUUAUCUAGGAUAUUAGCAGAAUAUUAUACGAAAUUAAAAUUAAAGCCAGGAGAGUAAAUGCCAGUUGAAUUUGAUGAGUCUGAUGAAGAAGAAAAUGAAUUAAUGAAGAAAUUAGAAGAAAAGUAAAAACCUCUUACUCUAGCAUAAAUUAAGGAAGCUAAUGCUAAUGAAGAAGAUGAACCAUUUGAUCUUGAAAAAAUUGAUUUAAAUAUUCCAUAAGAAUUACCUUUCAAGAAAAGAGUAGUUGAUGAUUAUGAAUAUCAAGAAUAUGUGAGAAAAUAAGAAGAAGAUUAUUAAUUAAUUAAAGAAGAAGAAGAAGAUUUACUAAAAUAAUCUCAAAUAGGAGAAUCAAAUGUUUAAGAUAUAAUGAAUUUACAAGAUGAUGUUCCUAUCUAUAGACCUACUACAUUUGGAGGUGGUUUAUAAAUAGGUUAAGAUAUACCAAAUUAAUAAUUAUAAUAAUCUCACUUUUCUAAUUAAAGCAAUAUGAUUAUUGAAUAGUUUCCUAAGGAAGAAUAGGUUCCAGAAGAAUAAAUACCAGUACGUGUCACAAGACCUAUGGAUAAUGAGAAUGCUGGUGAAAACAAUCCUAUUUAAUCUAAUCGUAAUCUUUAGAGUCAUUAAUCAAGAAGAGAAUCCUAACAACAAAAUGAUAGAGUUGAUAUAUAAAGCAAUUAAAAUUAAUAAUAGAUGGAUUAAAGAAGUCUAUCCUAAUAAUAGUAAAUUUCAUAAGUAAUACCUCAAUCUAAAAGAGGAUCAUAAUAGUAAGUAGAAAUUGAAUAAAGAAAUCAAUCAAUUUCAUAAUAAUAAUAAUAAUAAUAAUAAUAAAGAAAAGAAUCUUAAUAAUAAAUUAAUAAUGUUAAUGAAUAAUAAUCAUAAUAAUCAAGAAGGUAAUCAUAAUAAUAAUAAUUACUAUAAAAAUAACAAUCAUAAUAAUAAAUUGAAUAACAAUAAGAAAUUUAAAUUUAAAAACAAUAAUCUCGUCGAUAAUCUGAAUAAUAAUAACCCAGAUCAAAAUAAUAAUCUAUACAAAAAGAUAAUGAUUUAUAAUAGAGAAGAUAAUCAUAAUAGUAAUAAUUUGAGAAAUAAUAAUCUAAUCAACUUGGAUAAUCUUAAGAUUUCUAAAAAAAGUAACCAUCCAUUCCAAUAUCACCAAUUCAAAAUAGAAAUGGAUAUAGUUAAGGUAGUCAAUAAUAAAUUGAAGAUUUUAAUUUUUAAGGUAAUUUAGAUGAAUCAAGAAUAGUACCUUCAGAACCAAAAUCAAAAAAUAUGAAUGAUUAAUAAUAAAUGAAAAUAGGAUAAAGAGUUAUUUAACCACCUAUUUAAGGAUCUUAAAGAAGCAUAAGAAUGUUAAGUUAAGUUGAUUAAAGAGUAGUUUUUGAAACUGAAUAACAUGUCAAAAAUUAAGCUGAAUUAAGUCGUAGACAAUCAUAAUAAAUAUAAGAAGUAUAAGCAGUAUAACCAUAAAUGAAUUUAUCUGAAUAACUCUAAUAAUUACCUCAAUAAUAAUAACCUAUUAAGACAUUAUAAGUUCCGACUGAUUUAUCCUUUUCCAAAGCUUCAAAAGUAUCUUCAAAAGCAUUAUCAGUUAAUUCUGGUCCUAAAGAUAAUAUGGAUGCUGUAAAGAAGCCAAAAUAAAAAAAUAAGAAAAUGCUUAAAGGUUCUAAAAAAGCUAAGUUAUUUGGAUUUGCUGCCUUAUUACCAAAAAAGAAAAAAACUAGUGAUAUAGAAACAUAUGAAGAUUUUGAUACAGAUCCUGGAGAAGAUUUAGAUGUAACACCUGAAUGGUUGAAGGGUAGAAAAUUCUUACCUGAUGAUUUAGAAGAUAAAAUGAAAACUAGUAAGAAAUUUUUAAAAUACACUAUUAUGACUGGUUAAAGUAGAGGUAAAGAUACAUAAUUUUUAACUGAUAAAAAUGGACCUUCAAGAGUAUGUGAUUUCAAAUGUUUGUUUUUAGAAGUAAAGCCUGGAUAGGAUAUUGAAAAAAAGAAAGAAAUGUAUGUAAAAAUGAUGAGACCAAAAUAAUAUGUAUGUAGGUUAUAUUUCUUAUCAGGAAUUGAUAUUUAAAGUGGAGGUGAUGAACCACCUGAUUUAUAUUUAAAAGUAAGAACUGCAACAAAGGAACAUGAUUUAAAAAUGAUAUCAUUAAGAUAGUGUACAAAUAAUCCAUAAUUUUAUUUUCCAUUUGAAUUAUAAAUGGAAGUACCAGGAUCAGCUAUAGUAGAGGUUGAAAUUUGGAGUGUUUAAUCAAUUGGUGAUGAAUUAGUGGGAACAUCAUUGAUUGAUUUGGAAGAUAGAUAUUUUUCAGUAAUGUGGCAUUAAUUUGAAAAGAAACCAAUAGAGAAUAGAAAUAUUAAAGAUGAAUUUGGAUCUUCAGUAGGUAGAUUACAAUUAUGGAUAGAUUUGGUUGAAAAAGCUUAUGCAAAAAAAGAUCCAUUAAUUAAAAUUACUGCACCACCUCGUUAUUAAUUUGAAUUAAGAGUAAUUAUUUUUGAAACAAGAAAUUGUGUAUUCAAAGAUGAAUUAGAAAAAUGCAAUGAUUUAUAUUGUAAAGCAGGAAUAGCAAAUUAAGAAUUAUAAGAAACAGAUGUUCAUUGGAGAUGUAGAGCAAAAGGAUCUUUUAAUUGGAGAAUCAAGAAUAAAGUUACAUAUCCAUCACUUCCAGAUGAAUUUGGAACUGAUAAAUUUAAAAUUCAAUUAUGGGAUAAGGAUAUAGUUGGAUCAGAUGAAUUAAUAGGAGAAACAACAUUCAAUUUGAAUACACAUAAAAUGAUUGAAAAAGCAGUAAAGAGACUUCAAGCAACAUCUAUAAAUUAAAGAAUUAGAGAAAAAGGUGGUGUAAUAACUGAUAGACUUUGGGUAAAUAUAUAAAUAUAUUAAUUACUAGUUAGAUGUAUAUCAUCCAGAUGCAGUAGAUGAAGAAGGAUAGAAAAUAUCAUAAGGAUAAGUUUUAUGUUCUUUUGAAUUGUUGCCUCUUACAGAUGCUGAAAAAAAACCAAAUGGAUUUGGUAGAGAUCCUCCUAAUGUGUUCCCUCCAUUGAAUGAACCUACAGGUCGAUUAUCUUUCGAUAUCACUAAUCCACUUGGUUUUAUUAAAGAGAUUAUGGGUAAUUUACUAAUAUUAUUUAAGGUCCUGAUUUAUAUGAUAAAAUAUGUAAAUUCCUUUUAACUGCUCUACUUCUGACUGUUGGUGUUACUGUAGGAUGGAUAUUUUUAGGUCCUUUGAUUGCUAAUGUUGUUGUGAAGUGAUUUAAUUAAAUUAUUU
This is a messenger RNA of Paramecium primaurelia, 5615 nucleotides long. The record is from the annotation of a GenBank genome assembly. Lineage: Eukaryota; Ciliophora; Oligohymenophorea; Peniculida; Parameciidae.